This is a messenger RNA of Oryza sativa Japonica Group (Japanese rice), 2053 nucleotides long. Its product is annotated as alanine--glyoxylate aminotransferase 2 homolog 1, mitochondrial. Gene Ontology annotation, molecular function: pyridoxal phosphate binding; L-alanine:glyoxylate transaminase activity. The record is from RefSeq and is a predicted model, not a curated record. Gene Ontology annotation, cellular component: mitochondrion. Gene Ontology annotation, biological process: glyoxylate catabolic process. NCBI's taxonomy places the organism in Eukaryota, Viridiplantae, Streptophyta, Magnoliopsida, Poales, Poaceae.
CCUCCACGUCAUCGCCACCGCGGCUUGACACACACUGCCCGCCACUGCCUCCUCACCAUCCUAUCUCGUCUCGUCUCCUUCUCAUCCAAUCUCAAUCUCACCAACCCGACCUACAGUAGCAGAAUCCAUUAUAAUUCCGCAGUAAUCCGCACGGCUCCAACUCUCGAUCGCGAGCUGUUGUUGUUUUGGUGGAAGAAUCGGUCCGUGCGUGAUUUGAUCCAUGGCGGUGUCGUCGUCGUCGCUGCUGCUCCGCCGCGGAGCCACCGGCGGCGCCGGGAGACGGUGGGGUCCGGGGGAGGCGUUGCGGAGGCUGGUGUCGUCGUCGGAGGCGGCGCCGGCGGAGAAGGUUCCGGCGCGGUCGCCGCCGGUGAUGCCGCCGUUCGAGCACCGGCCCAGGCCGUACGCCGGGUGGAGCGGCGAUGAGAUCCUCGCGAAGAGGAAGCAGUUUCUUGGAUCGUCUGUGUUCUACUACUACCAGAAGCCGCUGAACAUUGUGGAAGGGAAGAUGCAGUAUCUGUACGAUGAGAAUGGGAAGAGAUACCUCGAUUGCUUCGGAGGCAUCGUGACAGUUUCAUGCGGCCAUUGCCAUCCGGAUAUCGUGAACGCUGUGGUGGAGCAGACCAAGCUGCUCCAGCACACGACCACCAUAUAUUUGAAUCAACCCAUCGUCGAGUUUGCAGAAGCGCUCGCGUCCAAGAUGCCAGGAAAUCUCAAGGUGGUGUAUUUUGUGAAUUCUGGGACUGAAGCGAAUGAACUGGCGAUGCUGAUGGCUCGGCUGUACAGUGGGAAUCUCAAUAUGAUUGCAUUGAGAAAUGCUUAUCAUGGUGGUAGUGCUGGAACAAUAGGAUUGACGGGUUUGCAGACGUGGAAGUACCCAAUCCCUCAGGGCGAAAUACAUCAUGUCAUGAACCCUGAUCCUUACCGUGGAACUUUCGGUUCUGAUGCUGUAGCUUAUGCCAAGGAAGUCGAAGAACAAAUAAAUUAUGGUACCUCCGGAAGGGUUGCGGGUUUCAUUGCUGAAACUUUCCAAGGCGUGGGAGGUGCAGUUGAACUAGCUCCUGGAUAUUUAAAGUUAGCUUAUGACACUGUCCGGAAGGCUGGUGGUGUUUGUAUAGCUGAUGAAGUCCAGAGUGGAUUUGGUCGAACUGGAAGUCACUAUUGGGGAUUUCAGACGCAAGAUGUUAUUCCUGACAUUGUAACAAUGGCAAAGGGAAUUGGAAAUGGUCUACCAUUGGGGGCAGUUGUAACAACACCCGAGAUUGCAAAUGUGCUGGCGCAAAAAAUCCAAUUUAACACAUUUGGUGGAAACCCUGUUUGCUCCGUUGGUGGACUUGCUGUGCUCAAGGUUCUUGACAAGGAGAAACGCCAGGCACAUUGUGCUGAUGUUGGAUCUCAUUUGGUGAAUCGUCUAAAAGAGCUCCAGCAAAAGCAUGAAAUCAUUGGAGAUGUUAGAGGGAGGGGAUUGAUGCUUGGGGUGGAGCUUGUUACCGAUAGGAAGGAGAAGACACCUGCCAAGGCCGAGACCAAUUUAUUGUUUGAGAAACUCAAGGAUCUCAACAUUUUAGUUGGAAAAGGUGGUCUGCAUGGUAAUGUCUUCAGGAUAAAACCACCAAUGUGCUUUACAAGGGAUGAUGCAGAUUACCUGGUGGAUGCCAUGGACUAUGCAAUGUCAGGGCUCUGAGAGCUGCACCCUGAAUACCAAAGCCGUCUGCCAUCCUCAACGCAAGAAGAUUCAUGUCAUGAUGCUACCGGUAGCCCAGCCAACUCUUUCCAUGUACAUGCUUCCAGUUCCAGUUGAUGUGUUGUGUAACGGUGGCAGAACCAUGUAGGUGUGGAAAUCCCAAGAAUAAGAUGGAAGGAAAGGACCAUGUAGGUGUGGCUUUCCCAUUGUAAAAGUGGCAGUUCUGCAACAGUGAGAAGGCCAUGGGUGAUUGUAAGCAGUGUUGGCCUUAGGGGCAACAUGUGUAUCCAAAAGAAAAACUAAUAAAUGUAUGCUUGUUGUGCACCAAGAUAUAUGCUUGCUGUGCACCAAGAUAUGGUUUUGCAGACUGCA